CGCGGCGCACAACGCAGCCAACGGAAACGGGAACACGUGAACGUUGCAAGUCGCUCUCCCGCGCGAAGCGCGCCGACCUCUCGCUGAAAACAUCUUCUCAUACAGAGACACACGUCGGAGGCACCCGGUGCGCUUCCUCUCCUUCUGCCGGGACAGCCGAACGCGCGGAAGCCCCAACCAUUACCUCCCAGAGCAAAGCGCACCUAGUGGCGCUCUCCUCCCGCGUCGCCCAGAGGAAGCGGCUCGUCGCCCUCGCGCUCGGCGUCGUCAUGGUGCUCGCCGUCAUCAUCGCCAUCCCGCUGCUGGUCCAGACUUCCACGAGCGCGGCUCAUUACGAAAUGAUGGGCACCUGUCGCAUGAUAUGCGACCCCUACAGCCCCAAGCCGAGCGCCACCGCCAUGGAGGUCAUGCAGGACCUCAGCGCCAUCCCGCCGCCUCCCUUCCUUCAAGGCAGCCGCGGAGAGCCCGGGCGGCCGGGCAAACCGGGACCGCGAGGUCCACCGGGGGAGCCGGGUCCCCCCGGUCCAAAAGGGCCGCCGGGGGACUCGGGGAAGCCCGGCUUCACUGGCCUGACGCCGGGCACUGCCAGGACCGAGACGGGGGACGGGGCUGCGACAGCGGGCGCCACGAAGAUCGCGUUCUACGUGGGUCUCAAGAACCCCCACGAAGGGUACGAAGUUCUCAAAUUUGACGACGUGGUCACGAACCUGGGGAACCAUUACGACGCGUCCACCGGCAAGUUCACCUGUCAGGUGCCUGGGAUCUAUUUCUUCACGUACCAUGUGCUGAUGAGAGGCGGCGACGGGACGAGCAUGUGGGCCGACCUGUGCAAGAACGGACAGGUCCGAGCGAGCGCCAUCGCCCAGGACGCCGACCAGAACUACGACUACGCGAGCAACAGCGUGGUGCUGCACCUGGACUCCGGGGACGAGAUCUACGUGAAGCUGGACGGCGGAAAAGCGCACGGCGGCAACAACAACAAGUACAGCACCUUCUCCGGCUUCAUUCUCUACCCUGACUGAGAGGGAGCGGGAGUGUGUGCGCGAGCGCACGCACGACGGACUCGGCUGAGUGCGAGCUGAGCGCGGGCUGAGCGCGCGGCCACGGGGAAAACCCGUGUAACACGCUCUCCGUCCCUACACGUGUUCUUCCGCGGACAUGAAGGGACGUGGCACGUGACGUUUGUUUUUGUCCACUCAUAACUGGUACCGCUGAGAUGUCAUAGCUUUUUCUAAUUACUAUUCCUUGGCUGUGGCUUUUUCCCCCGGGAUGCCGUGGUGUGUUUAAGAAAAAUGUCUGAGGAGGUGUGUAUAGGAGCAAAAUAUCACGCAAGAUUGAGAGUGAGAAAAGUAAUGUGUUAUAAUCUGUUACAGGAGGUAAAUGUUGCGUGCCCUUGUCACAUCAUGUCUAGUUUCUUAGCUAACAUGUGUUGUUGUCAAGUAUUUCAA
Messenger RNA from Scleropages formosus (Asian bonytongue), 1448 nucleotides. Its product is annotated as complement C1q-like protein 2. Lineage: Eukaryota; Metazoa; Chordata; Actinopteri; Osteoglossiformes; Osteoglossidae. The record is from RefSeq and is a predicted model, not a curated record. Bases 270 to 1022 code for a protein of 250 amino acids. The transcript has 2 exons. Gene Ontology annotation, molecular function: protein binding.